CUCAACACAUGGCUUCUCUCUUGUGUUCUGCUUCACUUUGUGUUUGUAGGACGAGCUUGGGAACUUUCUCUCUCUUCCAUCCUGUUAAUCCGGCCCCUAAAAAAAGCAUUUGUCAAGUCUCUAUGUUGUUUUCCGCUGAAAUGGGUAUAAUUGACUACUCAUGUUGUCUUCCUGUUUCUCUGUUCUCUGGAUCGAUAUCUAAAACAACGGCGAUCUUGACCAUGUCUGGUCUGCAUCACGAUUCUCGCAUACAUGGUCGGAAUAACGUUGGUUGAAAACAGGUAUUACACCAACGUAUGUGGCGGUCUACUUUCGUUACUAUACUAUCAUAUGGUAUCCUACCUUCUAUCUAUCUCCUUGGAACUGAAAACAAAGAUAGAUAAAUUCCAUGUCCAUCUCUCUCCUGCCAUGGCACUAAGACUCACUAUCCAAAACUCAGGCCAUGCCGUGUUAAGAACCUGCUGCCUCUUAUCGGUUCAUUAUUUUACCUCAAUCUCUGUGUUUUCUACACAUAUUCCGAAACUCUAUGUACCUAAAAACCUAGCCAAGAGAAACCAUGUUCUCUGCUCUGCUCUCCUUUCCUACACUACACUACACUACACUACACUACACUACACUACACUACACUACACUACACUACACUACACUACACUACACUACACUACACUACACUACACUACACUACACUACAAUACACUACAUAAAAACAACCCCUCGAAAAUUUCAUGAGACUGGACAUAUAUUCCUCCUCCCCUCAUUCUGCCAUAUUCCUACCUGUGCAGGACGAUCUUGAUGAUUCUCGCC
Dothidotthia symphoricarpi CBS 119687 is the source of this 804-nucleotide messenger RNA. RefSeq lists its product as uncharacterized. The transcript has a single exon. NCBI's taxonomy places the organism in Eukaryota, Fungi, Ascomycota, Dothideomycetes, Pleosporales, Dothidotthiaceae. The record is from RefSeq and is a predicted model, not a curated record. The coding region runs from base 253 to 729 and encodes 158 amino acids.